UUCUUCUCUCUCUGUGUCCCUAAAAUACACAAAGAAGCAGACAAACACAAAGGGUAUACACAAAAAACAGAGAAAAACAUGGAGAGCAGUGACACAAACACCCCAACUUACUCUGCCCCACUUUCUCACUCUCCCACUUCCUCAUCCUCCUCACCACAACCACAACCACCUCCUCAUGUUAUCAUGACCCCUUGUGCUGCAUGCAAGAUUUUGAGGCGAAGAUGUGCUGAGAAAUGUGUAUUGGCACCUUAUUUCCCUCCCACUGAACCUGCAAAGUUUACCAUUGCUCACAGAGUCUUCGGAGCCAGCAACAUCAUCAAACUCUUACAGGAACUUCCAGAGUCUCAAAGAGCUGAUGCAGUGGCUAGCAUGGUUUACGAGGCUAGUGCAAGAAUAAGAGACCCAGUUUAUGGUUGUGCAGGAUCAAUUUGCCAGCUCCAAAAGCAGGUCAAUGAGCUUCAAGCACAAUUAGCCAAGGCACAAGCUGAGCUUGUGAACAUGCAAUUCCAGCAAGCCAAUCUUAUGGCUUUAAUUUGCAUGGAAAUGACACAAAGUCCACAGGAAUCACCACAACAAUCUGCGGAUAACUUCAUUUUGAGUCCUCCCCACAGCAAUGGCUAUCAAAUUCAAAGCGGUAUGAACUUCUUUGAGGAGAACACUAGCAUUAACUCAUUAUGGGAACCUCUUUGGACAUGAAGGAGAACUAUAUCAAUAUUUAAUAGUUAGACAAUAUUCAAAAAGUGUUCCGUGACUAUCUCCUAAGGAGAAGUUCAAAGAAUCAAUUAGAACUAAUAAAAGUAACUUUGUAGCUAGGAUUUAUGUAGUAAUAUAGGUUGAUUCCCUGUAUGCGGAAAAAAUUGGAGGAAAGAAUGUAACUUGGGAUCUACUCUUUUUUUUUUUUGAAUACAGGGAUCUACUCUCUUUAUGCAAGUAAAUGAGUCUCAGCAUCUUCCUAAGAUUAGUAGAUGUUGUUUUCCUCCAUGUACUCUAGAG
Messenger RNA from Gastrolobium bilobum, 993 nucleotides. Its product is annotated as LOB domain-containing protein 1-like. Bases 79 to 696 code for a protein of 205 amino acids. The transcript is spliced from 2 exons. Lineage: Eukaryota; Viridiplantae; Streptophyta; Magnoliopsida; Fabales; Fabaceae. The record is from RefSeq and is a predicted model, not a curated record.